UUUUUGCUCAUUGUAGUUUCUCUUCGACAGAGACUGCCGCAAUUGUCUUAAGAGCGCUUAUCAUAUUACGCUUUAUAACAAAUUUUUAUAUAAAAUGGAUGUUACAAAUCAUCGUGCUGGGCCGAUUAAAAAGAGAGAUGCCGUUGGCGAUCGAGUACAAAAAAUUUUUCAGGACUUUUUAGCUGAAUAUAUCAAUGAUGAAGGAGUCCCUAAGUAUUUGCAGUUUGUGAAAGAGCUGGCCAGUCCUGAACGAAAUACUUUGCAUGUUAGUUUUGAAGAUGUUAAUAAGUACAAUCAAAAGUUAGCAACAACCAUUAAAGAAGAAUACUACAGAAUAUAUCCAUAUCUAUGCCGAGCUAUUGGUAAUUUUAUGGCUGAAAAGACUGUUUAUGAUUCAGACAAAGAACUCUAUAUAGGAUUUUGUGACAUUCCAACUAGAGAAAAAAUCCGUGAACUAACAGCAUCUAAAAUUGGUACAUUGUUACGUAUAAGUGGUCAGGUUGUAAGGACACAUCCAGUUCAUCCUGAACUUGUGAGUGGAACUUUUACUUGUUUGGAUUGUCAGACAGUUAUUAAAGAUGUUGAACAACAAUUUCGUUAUACUUUGCCUACUAUCUGCCGAAAUGAAGUAUGCAAUAACCGUACCAGGUUUCAUCUGGAAGUUGAUAAAUCUCGUUUUGUAGACUUUCAGAGAGUUAGAAUUCAAGAAACACAAGCUGAAUUGCCCAGAGGCAGUAUUCCGAGAAGUGUGGAAGUCAUACUUAGAGCAGAAGCAGUUGAAAUGGCUCAACCUGGUGAUAGAGUUGACUUCAUUGGUACAUUGAUUGUUGUUCCAGAUGUGAGUCAGCUGUCUAUUCCAGGUAUUCGCACUGAAUCUAGUGCUCGCCAUAAAGGUAGGGAAGGAUUUGAAACAGAAGGUGUCAGAGGUCUUAAGGCACUAGGUGUCCGAGAACUUUCAUAUAAAACAGCUUUUCUUGCAACUACUGUUAUACCUUCUGAUGUCAAAGUUGGUGCUCUUGAAAUUCUGACCGCUGAACCUUCUAAAAAAGGUGAUCAUAUUUUGAAAGAUCUAACUGGACAAGAAUGGCAAAAAAUUUAUGACAUGAGUCUUGAUCGAAAUCUCUACCAGAACUUAAUAAAAAGUCUUUUCCCUACCAUACAUGGGAAUGAUGAAGUGAAAAGUGGAAUAUUACUAAUGUUAUUUGGUGGAGUGCCCAAAACUACAGCUGAAGGUACUUCUUUGAGAGGAGAUAUUAACGUCUGUAUAGUUGGUGACCCAAGUACCGCCAAAAGUCAGUUUUUAAAACAAGUUUCAGAGUUUUCACCAAGAGCAGUUUAUACUAGUGGUAAAGCAUCUAGUGCAGCUGGUCUGACUGCUGCUGUUGCAAAAGAUGAAGAAUCGGGAGAAUUUGUUAUUGAAGCUGGGGCCUUAAUGUUAGCAGAUAAUGGUGUAUGUUGUAUUGAUGAAUUUGAUAAAAUGGAAUUGAGGGAUCAAGUUGCAAUUCAUGAAGCAAUGGAACAACAGACAAUAUCAAUCACUAAAGCUGGUGUGAAGGCAACUUUAAAUGCAAGAACUUCUAUUCUGGCUGCAGCUAAUCCAAUUGGUGGCCGUUAUGAUAGAACUAAAUCUUUAAAACAGAACAUUGCAUUAACAGCACCCAUUAUGUCAAGAUUUGAUUUGUUUUUUAUUUUGGUUGAUGAAUGCAGUGAAGUAACCGAUUAUGCUAUUGCUCGAAGAAUAGUUGAUUUGCAUCAAAAAUCAGAAGAAUCCAUUGAACGAGUGUAUAGUUUGGAGGAGAUAUUGAGAUAUAUUUCUUUUGCAAGACAAUUUAAACCAAAGAUAACUGAGGAUGCUCAAAGUUGUUUAGUUGAGCAUUAUCAAAAUUUGCGCCUUCGUGAUGCUGGUGGAGUUACAAAAUCUUCUUGGCGAAUCACAGUACGUCAGUUGGAAAGCUUAGUUCGUUUAUCUGAAGCCAUGGCAAAGAUGUAUUGUAGUGAAGAGGUUCUACCAAAGCAUGUGAAAGAAGCUUUCCGCUUACUGAAUAAAUCAAUUAUACGUGUAGAACAACCAGACAUAAACCUAAUGGAGGAAGAGGAGGAAGAUGCAAUGGAAGUUGAUGAAGAAGCUGGUAACAUUCAGCAGAAUAAUAUUCCUAAUGGUCACGAUCCACCAUCAGAUAGAGAGAAAACUCAAAGGUUAACUCUCAGUUAUGAAGAAUACAAGUCUUUAUGCAACAUAUUAAUUACUUGUCUUCAGAAAGAAGAAAGCCGUUCUGAAGAGACGGAGUAUGAAGGUAUGAGAAAGAGCCAAUUGGUUAAUUGGUAUUUGAAAGAGAUAGAAAGUGAAAUUCAAACGGAAGCAGAAUUAAUAAGACGGAAAAACCUUGUUGAAAAAGUUAUAGAAAGGUUAAUUCACCAUGAUCAAGUUAUUAUACCUCUUUCAAAAUCAGGCUUAAGGAGUAGUGAAGACCAAGAUGAGAAUGAUCCUAUAUUAGUUGUGCAUCCAAAUUAUGGAACAUUGGAAGUUUAAGAUGAUAAGAUCUUUCUGUUCUUAAAUCUUUAAAAAAAUCGCAUUUUAUUAGAAGUUAUUUUAAUUUUCAUAUUUGCUCAUCCCAUCAGUUAAAUACUUCUGUAAAUAUAUUACUUUUUUAUUUUGUGCAUUUUAGUGACUUUAAUAUUGGGUGCACAUUAAAUGUGCCUUUACUUUAACAGUUUUAUCACAUUUAACUAAUAAUAAGCUCUACGUAAAUUUCCAGUGAUAUU
Molecule: messenger RNA, 2763 nt
Organism: Argiope bruennichi
Lineage: Eukaryota; Metazoa; Arthropoda; Arachnida; Araneae; Araneidae
Gene: Mcm6
Product: DNA replication licensing factor MCM6-like
Exons: 18
Coding region: 95-2530 (811 amino acids)
Biological process (GO): double-strand break repair via break-induced replication; mitotic DNA replication; DNA replication initiation
Cellular component (GO): MCM complex; nucleus
Molecular function (GO): single-stranded 3'-5' DNA helicase activity; ATP binding; single-stranded DNA binding
Source: RefSeq, a predicted model, not a curated record